UGUGCUGGCGCGAAAAUGACAAACAGGAAGUAAACGGAGAAGAGUCUGCGGGUCUACAGCUGGACCUACUUGGAUGAAGAAGAGUCUCCGCCGGGGUUUUCGUCCCGGGUUUGUCUCUUGAACACAAACAUGGAGACGCAGUCGUAUUUCCCGGUCCCUCCUGGAGUUGCAGUGGAGGAGAAUUUUCUGUCGCUCGACGACAUUUUACUGACUCAUGAGAGACUUCCAGUCCGGACAGAGUGUGCCUUCCCCCGGCUGGGCUUCCUGGACAAGUCCACGGACACGCAGGACAUUUCAGAGGGAACAAAGAUGGAGCUUCCUCUGUGGCUGAGCAAAGCUCUGUACGAGAGGAAGAGGAGGGUUUUGUCUGUGGAGCUGCCGAAGGUCUACAGAGAAGGCUGGAGGACGGUGUUCAACGCCGACCCCAACGUGGUGGACCUUCACAAGAUGGGGCCGUACUACUACAGCCUGGGAUCUCAGCUGCUUCAUUUCGACAGCCCAGAAAACCCAGACAUCGCUCAGACGCUGCUGCAGACGUUCAUCGGCCGGUUCCGGCGGACCAUGGACUCGUCUCAGAACGCCUACAACGAGGACACGUCGGCUCUGGUGCAGCGUCUGGACUCCCUGGAGAAAGUUCUGUUCAGGUCUGGACAAAGUGGACUGAACGAUUUCCAGAGCUGGGAGAAGGGUCGGGCCGCUCAGCUGACCGCCUCCACGCUGGUCCUCAACUACCGCAAGAGGAAGCUCGCCGAGGUUCAGCCGUGAAUGUUUUCUUCUCACCUGGACACACGGCAGGUGACAGGUGUGUCCCACUCAGUCCCUGAAGAUUCAUGCAUUCACACAUGAUUCACCCACACCUGGAUGUGAAACACUGUUGAAAUACAAAUAAAAUCAUCCAUUCAUGCAUUUUC
This is a messenger RNA of Solea senegalensis (Senegalese sole), 911 nucleotides long. It is a transcript of the gene gins3, whose product is annotated as GINS complex subunit 3. The record is from RefSeq and is a predicted model, not a curated record. Gene Ontology annotation, biological process: mitotic DNA replication initiation. The transcript is spliced from 3 exons. The coding region runs from base 130 to 765 and encodes 211 amino acids. Lineage: Eukaryota; Metazoa; Chordata; Actinopteri; Pleuronectiformes; Soleidae. Gene Ontology annotation, cellular component: GINS complex.